This is a messenger RNA of Linum trigynum, 1624 nucleotides long. The record is from the annotation of a GenBank genome assembly. Lineage: Eukaryota; Viridiplantae; Streptophyta; Magnoliopsida; Malpighiales; Linaceae.
CUAUACCACGAGUGUAGAAGCCAGAAAUUUGAACGAGUGGAGCUAACAAAUUUAUACUUGAGGAAUUUGAACCAUGGUCGUUAGGAAAUGGGUCUAGAGCCUUAUCAAUAUUAUUUUUUUAUUUUGUUACAAAUUUUACACGUAAAUUUAUCUACAUUUGAAAGUUGAGCAGGCUAUAGCCACUCCUGAAUACAACGUGGCUCCGCCACUAUGUAGAGGUAUAGUAUCAUAUGGUUCAUGACAUACAAAUUUUUUAUUCUAAGUUCUAUCAAAAUGGAUGAUAUCUUGUAAAAUACAAUUAGUCUGCUUUUUUAAAUCAAAGUUGAAACAAAUGAGAAAUAGUUUUUUGAAAUUUUGAUAGUGUCUUUAACUGCAACCCUUUGAAUUUGUGUCAUUUGUCAUGUAAGACGAAUAUAAUUUUCAUAUAUAAAGGGGGUAAAUUGCAAGUUUGGUCACUGGGUUUACUAAAAAAGCUCACGUUUGGUCACUAAAAAUAUUUAAUUCUAUUCGUAGUCACUAACAUUAGUUCAAUAGUUCAAGUUUGGUCACUCUCCGUUAGUCUCCGUUAAUUUUAGCUUAUGUGGCAGUCAACGGUCAUAGUUGACCGUUAAAUAUGUGACGUGGCAAAUAAAAAAUAAUUAAAUAUUUAUUUUUUAUUUUCCACCUCAUUAGAAUUACUAAAAGUAAAAAUAUUAUUAUUCUACCCCUCAUAUAUCCUACCACCGCCGCUGCUUCCUCUUCUUCUCCCUUUUCCAGCUAUCCAAACGCCGACGUAAACAGCUCACCAGAAAAUCCAGCCGGGAUCGCCAUUUCCUGCAUCGUCUCUCCCACUUCUCGUCUUUUUAUGCUUCCGCAAGAUCGAUUGGGUAAGAAUUGAUGGGAAACCGAAAUGGAGAGUUUGGUAGUGGCGGAGCAGAGGACCGAGGCUUUGGUGGUCUAGAAAAAUGGAUCCUCGUCGGCGGCGGUGGAGAUUUCCGUUGCAUCCACUUCGUGGCUUGCUACUAUGGCGAAGAUGCAGCGGAUGGUAGAGUUCAACCUGGCGAGGAAACACUACAACGAAUCGGGGACGUGUCUGGAUUCCGCAAUCGCCUUGCCCCGCCGCCACUUCAUCGCUCUACAAAAGACGUUGUUGUUGUCCACGGUGCACAGAUCCAACCGAAUCGGUCGAUUGCCAAAUCUAACAAGAACAAGCUCAAUGGAUGGAAGGAGUUCAUCAGGUUGAUCCCCAACCCACCAAUCAAACCUCAAAACAAAACAAAAAAAAAGACGAAAUUGGAUCUGAAAUCGCCGACAAUUCAUCAUUAAAUCCAUUCUGCCGUUGUUUUCAUCGAUCGUCAUCUUUCUGCGUCUUCCCCAAAUAGAACCUGAACCGCCCUCUUUCGAGCCUCCCAUCUGCUCAACCUCCCUCAUGCUCCACCCUCCACUCUGCCGUUGUUUUCAUCGAUCGUCAUCGCUCUGCUUCCCUCUGCUCGCCUCUACAAGCCGGAGACGAAGACGUCGGGUCGGAGAAGAAGACGAGUUCGUCAGUCGCCGCUCUACCUCCUCUGCUCUGCUCGCGAACAAGCCGGAGAAGACGUUGGGUCGGGGAGAUGAGAUUUGGUUUUAAUUAAUGAGUUGGACAUUA